UCCAGCAUUCCUUGGAAGGAGCGCGCACGCGCAGUAUCUCGCAGACCGGCAGAGGCUAGCGUGUGGAUAAGGUUACGUCGGCGUCUUGUGAGUUUUCGUCUUUUUGAGUUUAAACCUGAGCGUCUCAGUCCACAGUCCUAUACGCCUGGAAUCUUGGGGUUGCUACGGACGUUAACAUUUCUGCACCCGUGCCUCUUACCUUUGGAUUGACAUCUCAGGACUCGCCUUGCCUGAGAAAGGAGCCCUGGAGAGGAAGAAGAGGAAAGGACAAGGAGUCAGGAAUGACUCUUUCUCAGGCACUGUUGACAUUCAGGGAUGUGGCCAUAGAAUUCUCUCAGGAGGAGUGGGAAUGCCUGGACCCUGCUCAGAGGGCCUUGUACAGGGACGUGAUGGUGGAGAACUACAGGAACCUGGUCUCCCUGGAUAUGUCUACCAGAUGUGUGAUCAAAGAAUUAUCACCAAAAGAGGACAUUAAUAAUGGAGACUUACUUCAGACAUUUGGUUUUGAAAGACUUGUGAAGGUUAGGGUCCACAGAUUUGAUGGUCAGGUUGCCUGAAGCCAACUCCUUCGU
This is a messenger RNA of Mesoplodon densirostris (Blainville's beaked whale), 572 nucleotides long. RefSeq names its product zinc finger protein 761 (gene ZNF761). Bases 282 to 557 code for a protein of 91 amino acids. Gene Ontology annotation, biological process: regulation of DNA-templated transcription. The transcript has 5 exons. Lineage: Eukaryota; Metazoa; Chordata; Mammalia; Artiodactyla; Ziphiidae. The record is from RefSeq and is a predicted model, not a curated record.